Messenger RNA from Sorghum bicolor (sorghum), 1554 nucleotides. RefSeq names its product glutathione S-transferase T2. The transcript is spliced from 5 exons. The coding region runs from base 91 to 1194 and encodes 367 amino acids. The record is from RefSeq and is a predicted model, not a curated record. NCBI's taxonomy places the organism in Eukaryota, Viridiplantae, Streptophyta, Magnoliopsida, Poales, Poaceae.
UCAGGUUUCGCCGUCUUCCUCCCCUGGCUCCGUCUCCCUCGCUCGGCGAAUCUGAGCCCUAAACCCUAGAGCUUGUCGGUUGGGCUUCCCAUGGCGGCAAUGGAGGACGAGGAGAUGGAGAAGAAGGUGCAGGAGUACCUGCAGCGCAAGGGGUUGCGGCUCGCCGAGGUCGCGGUGCAAGGAGACCGUAACCACGUCCCUACCUCCGCGCCCCCGCACUUGCUGACCAGUAUGCCUGGUGGGUUUCUAAGUUUUCCCCCAAAUGGUCAUGCUUAUUUUGCGCCACCAUGGCCUCCACAACCACAACCUGGUUCAAUGACUCAACAUGUUGCAUUGGGUUCACAAGGCAAACCUGCCAUCAACGUUGAUGACGGGGAUGAUGUUAGGACUGAGAGGCGCCUGUCUUGGAAACCAGAUGAAGACUUGAGAUUGGUGCGUGCCUGGUUAAAGUAUUCCAAUGACCCUUCCAGCGGUAGUGGCAAGAAAGAGCAAUAUUGGGGAGAUGUACUUGCAUUCUACAACAGCACUACAUCGACAAAACGGACAAGGAAAGUGAAGCAUCUUAAAGACAGGUUUCAAAAGAUUAAGAGAUGGGUAGGUUUUUUCUGCUGGUCUUUGAAGAAGGCUGCAUCAAGUGAUGUCAGCGAACAAUCAGAUGACCAAUUGAUAGAAAAGGCUCUGCAAUUUUAUUUAGACGACUACAAAGAAGGCCCAUUCAUAGUUAUGCAUUGCUGGAAGGUUCUUCGUGACGAACCAAAGUGGCAUGCAAUAUUGGAGGAACUUGAGAAAUCAAAUAAAAGGAAAUUGGGUGAUGAGGGGGAGGUGGGGAACAACACACCCACACCUGAAGAUACCCAAGAAAAGGAACUUCCAAUAGUAGUGAAAGAAUUCAAGAAACAAUGCAAUGACAAAGGCAAGGUCAGAGAUAGUGACACUGAUUUGAGUGAAACUAUGAAGAAGUAUAUGGAUAUUCAAGAUGCUGCUAAAAAACGUCAUGAUCAAUUCAUAGAGAUCCAGCUGCGGGUUUCUGAUGCAAAGGUUGAGGCGGCAAGGCUCAAGAGGGAGGCUGCUAUGCUGAAAACAUACAACUCUUUCAUGAGCAUGGAUACUAGGGUGAUGACUGAUGAGUUGAGAGCUGAGCAUGUAAUAGGCCUGAAGCUUCUGCGGGAAAAAUUGUUUGGCAACAAUAAUUGAGGUGAAUGCUAAAUAAUCAUGCUAAUGUGGUGAAUUUAUGCCUACCGAAGCUAUGGAAACUGCUUUUGGAGGUGCUGCAUGGACAUGAUUUCCAGUCUCAAGAAACGCCAGUGUAAUCUCUUUUGUUGUCAACAUGUUCGGACCCUCCUGUGAUACCGAUGUAAAGGAUGUAAAGGUGUUAACAUGGCAGCAAUACUUUUUUUUCGAGAGAUAACAUGGUUAGUGAUGAACUAGUUUGAUUUUGGCGCCUCUUCUGGAACCUAUGCAUAGAGCCUCUAUUGUGGUGGGCCGAUAUGGGAAAGUCACAUAUCAUUUGGACCCACCAAAACACUAUUGUCAAUCUUGUGGUCUGAGUGCGUC